GAAACUUUUGAAUAGUCAACUGACAGGAGAUAUGAGAUAUAAUUCCUUCUACUGGUAAAUCAGACACCAGAAAGCAUGGUUGUUAAAGGGGCUUUGAAAUAUGAACCUUGCUAGGUCAAAACAAUAGUCCUCUUAUAUUGAAAUCAGCAGUGGCCUACAUUCCAACCAAUAACAUCUUAAGCAGAAGAUAGAGCCCUAGUUGCUUUCAAGGCAGUGAGUUAAAGUAGAUCAGUGUUUUUAGUACUGCUGCCACAUAUGGAUAUACUGGUACUUCUCAUGAAAGAUGACUCAAAAUGAGUAGGCUUCAUAUGCCUCAUACGCUGCAGACCAAGUCCAGUCUGUUUGCAGUAGGACACAGGCAAGCAGCACCCAGUGGAUCCAGUGUCACUGCCUUUGGUUGUGGACCAAAGCAUGACUUUGACCAUGACCACCAUAAAAAAGAAAGAAUGGUAUGUUAUGAGAACACGUACCAAAUGGACCCUCCAACAAAGUUUAAACCAGAGAGAGUCAAUGUCAUAAUCAGGGAUGUUUUACAUCAGUUUUUAAACGGCAAAGAGUAUGAUCCAAUUCAGUGUUCUGUUUUAACAAAAGAAAUUGCCAAAGAAAUCAAAAAGAGAGUCAAGGAACUAGGAUUUGCAAGAUACAAGUUUGUUAGUGUGGUAAAUAUUGGUCAGAAGAAGGACCAGUGUGUACGUGUUGGCAGUAGGUGUAUCUGGGAUGUAGAGAGAGACAAUUUUGCCUCAGAUACCUUUGAGAGUCCACACAUGUAUGCAGUUGGGGUGGUAUUUGCAGUUUAUUUUGAAUAGAUGUAGAAAUUUUGUUACUUGGGAAAUAUCCUGCGAUAAAAUGUUUGUUAUCAUUUUUGUUAAUUACAAUGAUACCUGAACCUACCUACAAAAUGGUAAUGUUUUUAAAGGUGAAAAGAAAACCUUUAUUUAGACAAAUAGUACAGAUGUGAUGCGUAAGUGCCUAUGGGGCUAAAUGAAAAUAAUGAAACAUGUCAACUUGGACUUGAUCAAAAGGAUAUGUACUGGUAUAUAGAUUAAUAAUUUACCAAAAAGUUGCUUUGUUGCUAUGCAGCAACAUAGUUUUGUUAAAUGCCAUUAGCCAAAAUGACAACUCUAGAACAUGGAAUUGCUUUUAAAUCACAUUGGUAUCUAAUCAGGCAAUAUGUAUCUUUUCAUGUAAGGUUAUAGUUGAUUUAUUGAAACCAAAUACUGGAAAUGACUAUAAUUACCUCCAGUCAUUACUCAUUUUUUCUCUGAAAUAAUGCAAUCCUCCAUUUUCAUAGAAAUAUACAACACUUUUUUAAAGUACGUACAUCAAUCAUCAUAUGUUAAUUAAAUGUUGCUUAGAUGGAAAUAUUUGAAUAUAAUAUUUAAGUUGCAUAAUACUUGUCAUCAGUGAGGCUUCAAAGAAAAAAGUAUGAUUUGUGAAAAUGAGGAUGUUUAGUUAUAUGGUAUUGUAUUAUUAUAUUUUGGUUGUGUAAAGGCCAAUUUGACAAUCCAUGUAGAAUGGUGGUUUGCAUUAUUGAAAUAACAGCUUUCGUGUAAAUGAUUUAACUUUAAAAUUUUGGUGUCAAGAGAAAACAUAUUUAAUCUGUGCUUAUUUGGAUUGCAAGGUAAUAUGUGUUUGAUAACAGAGGUAUAUUAUUUGCUGAAAUUAGUUUGACAGGUCUUUCUUACAGAUGCUAAGGAAAGGAUUAGAUCAAAAUACAUGCCCCCCCCCUCCCCCAAGAAAAACACAAGAAAAAAAAGAGAAAUAAAAGAUUCACCUUAUAUUCAAUGUUAUGCCUAUAGAAAAUAAUUCAAAUUUUAAAUUCCUAGUCAUAUUUUGUUAAGUGCUACAAAGCCAGUAUUGCUAAGGUUACAUAAUAUUUUAAUUUUAUGUCAUUAGUAUGUUAUACCAGCACAGUCACACACCUUUGUUUUUACAUAUGUGAUGCACUGUUUUAUUUGAAGAGUUUUAUUGAGUUGAGUGCAAUUUUACAGUGCAAUGAAUCUCCAUAAUGUGAACAAACCCACCAGAGCUUUUAUUAAUAGGUUCUACAAUACAUUCACCAGUUUACAAUAUGGUAACAUUUUUCUGUUAGGGAAAAAUGCCUAUAACCAGGAUUCAGACAAACAUGUAAUUUGCUGAACAAAAGUAAACAGCAUUGAAAAUGCAAUUUAUUACACUGUACAAAGAAGGUUUUAAAAACUUGUUUGAAAAAACAAUGCAUUUUUCAACUCUUAACUUCAACUGUUUUUUUUUAUGGUUUUAGACACGUAAAUUUUAAUGUGAAAGUUCAUGUAAGUUCACAA
Lingula anatina is the source of this 2303-nucleotide messenger RNA. RefSeq names its product dynein light chain Tctex-type 5. Gene Ontology annotation, molecular function: dynein intermediate chain binding. Gene Ontology annotation, cellular component: cytoplasmic dynein complex; cytoplasm. The record is from RefSeq and is a predicted model, not a curated record. Lineage: Eukaryota; Metazoa; Brachiopoda; Lingulata; Lingulida; Lingulidae. Gene Ontology annotation, biological process: microtubule-based movement.